CACCGCUAAUUGUUGAAGAUGGUGUCAAAGUUCCUGCGCCUUUUGAAGCUCCUGGUGCUCAUUAUCGCCUGCUACACUGUCGUCCUUUUACUCGUGCACCUUGGGCGGCACAGAGGAGCUGUGCGACGCUCAGCUCGUGCGCCUUUCAUCAAGAAAGCAUACAGUAAGCCCGCAACUGCUCCGCUUCAGGAAAAGUCGGAUAAUGUUGUUGAUGAUGAUGACCAUGGCUGGCAGUCGCUGCGAAGGUUGUUGCAAUCGAAUAGAGGCCAAGGCUCGCCUCUCUCUAGUGAUAAGUGCGCGCCCUUUCCACGGUAUGCAGAUCUGCUGUUUGAGGGAGAAAACUUCCAAAGGAUGCGCGAAGGAAACCUCAGCUAUUACUUAUUUGGUGCAUACUAUGAUCGUCGACUUGAGCCGAUGGUAGCUGUGCUGGCAAUGAUCAAUACAAUAUAUGGCCCGUAUCCGCCCACUUACUGCCAGAUGUGGUUUGACGGCAGCAGCAGACCGUCUAUUUCGCAGGUGCGCGACCACAAAGUCAUUUGGUAUGACUCGUGGGGUCAAGGGCCUAAUUACAUCUACCCCACACUACUAAGCUGCCCCGUGCCCAAGGGCCAGAUGAUGCAGCGGGUGCCACAAUUGGUUUCACUGGUGCAUGGCACCGAUGGCUGCGCAAGGGCCACCAAUGCGCUGCACGUUAUUUACGAGGCACCGAGGCGCAGUCACGCCCUGCGGUUUGCCGUUUGCGUUAAGGACCUAUACUAUCCGCAUCGGGAUAUUUCAGCCCGCAUCGUAGAGUGGCUCGAGCUGAUGCAACUGCUAGGCGCGGAGCGCGUUACAGCCUACGUAGACGAUGGCGCGUUGCUGCCCAACACAACCCGGACCUUGCUCCGAUAUGUGCAGCAUGGGUUUUUGAAGCUUCGGCGUUUCCGCAUGCUGCAACUGCCCGGUGUGGAUGCCACGAGUUAUCUGAACAAGAGGGUACAUGAGGUUCUAACGUACAACGACUGUUUCUACCGAAAUCUGUACGAGUAUGAUUUUAUUGGCGGCUUCGAUUUGGACGAGGUGAUCAUGCCGUUGGGCACAAUUCGCAACUGGACAUCGCUGGUGCACCACCUAGAAUCUACAGAUGAUUUCGGUGGCAACUCAAAUUGCCAGGCUUGGGCCAGUUACUGCUUUCGCAAUGUUUACUUUCCAGAGUACAGAGAGAAGCCGCCUUAUAAUGAAACACUACCGAAACACUUCUAUAUGCUGCAACAUGUGCGGCGUGUGGCGAAGCACCUGCAUCCUUCAUUAGCCGCUAAGUGCUUGCAUGCGACAGCUUUUGCGACCACACUACAUAACCAUUUCCCCCUGAGCUGGCAGAACUCAUGUGCCCCUCUGGACGUAUCCACAGCCCUGGCCCAGAUGCAGCACUACCGUGAACCAGAAAACAAGGCGGAUUUGCUAACGCCAGUACUUGACGACAAUAUAUGGCGAUUCGAGGAGCAGCUGGUUAAGAGUUCGUGUGUCGUGUUUCGUGAGCUGGGCUGGAGUCCAUGACUGGAUUGGAUAUUGGAAAAGGAGUUCUGCUUAUUGAAUCGCACACAUUUCUCGAAUGCUAUUCGCUUAGCCGCAUUUAUUUUUAAGAACUCUAAAUAAUUGGCAUACGCUGAAAUAGGAAGCACAUUCUGGUUCAUAUUUUGGAUAACGAUAAAAGCAUAAUAGAGGCCAUUUAAAGUGUUAAGCUGAUCUUCUUUUGAUUUGAAACAAGAAUGGAAUGCCCUUCUAUGUGCUACAUACAUACAUGCCCUUUUACCGUUUGGGUACAGGGUCCUGAAAGGGUAAUAUCCACAAAUUGGACACUUUAUGGCUCGGACAACGCACUUCCCAUUAAUUCCCAUUAUACUCUUAUAUUCGCGGACAGCGGACCUCAAGGAUUUACGCACUUUGCUUACUUCCAUUACAAUUAUUUGGCAAAUUUAUUGUUUUAAAUUGAUGAGUCCUUUGUUUACUAUUUAGUAUAUUCAAAGUAUAUAAAAUACGCCUUUUUAAUAGU
Molecule: messenger RNA, 2032 nt
Organism: Scaptodrosophila lebanonensis
Lineage: Eukaryota; Metazoa; Arthropoda; Insecta; Diptera; Drosophilidae
Exons: 2
Coding region: 19-1536 (505 amino acids)
Source: RefSeq, a predicted model, not a curated record